AUGCAAUACCAUGCGGAAUCGUGGGGAUCAUACAAGAUGAACAACAUAGGAUACGGCGGCAUGGGGAUGGCGGACACAGGCCUGCUUCGCAUAGAGUCUCUGGUGGCGGAGAGCGCGGUGGUGAUAUUCAGCGUGAGCACGUGCUGCAUGUGCCACGCCGUGAAGGGGCUCUUCCGGGGAAUGGGCGUCAGCCCCGCCGUCCACGAGCUUGACCUCCACCCCUACGGCGGCGACAUCCAGCGAGCACUCAUCCGCCUCCUCGGCUGCUCCGGCGCCUCUUCUCCGGGGGCUCUCCCGGUGGUGUUCAUCGGCGGUAAACUUGUAGGAGCGAUGGACAGAGUCAUGGCAUCUCACAUCAACGGCUCUCUCGUUCCACUGCUCAAAGACGCCGGCGCUCUUUGGCUCUGA
Molecule: messenger RNA, 408 nt
Organism: Microthlaspi erraticum
Lineage: Eukaryota; Viridiplantae; Streptophyta; Magnoliopsida; Brassicales; Brassicaceae
Source: the annotation of a GenBank genome assembly